GGCAUAUUCAUCUUCUCUACCAGGCUAUGACUGGAAAACCUUCUCCUGGGCAAAAUACCUUGAGGAGAAGGGAGCCAGAACAGCGCCAGCACAGCUCUUCAACACGGACGGCUCAGGUCACGGCUUCACUCAGAAAAUGAAGUUGGAAGCUGUAGACCUGAUGGAGCCGUGGCUGGUGUGUGUGGCCACCGUGAGGCGCUGUGUGGGCCGGCUGCUGCUGCUGCACUUUGAUGGCUGGGAGACAGACUUUGACCAGUGGGUGGACGUUCAGUCACCAGAUAUCUACCCUGUGGGCUGGUGCGAGGUUACAGGAUACCAGCUUCAGCCACCCAUUGGACCAGAUCCUGUUGCAAGUCGCAAGAAACACAAGCCUAUGGGGAAAAAGAAGAAAAGGAUGGUGAAGAAGAAACUGGCGAACCUCAUCUCCAAGAACCGCCCCCCAAGACGUCCGAGCCAACAGUCUGAACCUGAGGCCGGAACCCCAGAACACUCAUCCCUCACACAGCAGAUUAAGGCUGAACCUGAGGAGCAGGAGAUCAUAGCAGUGAAGGUGGAGGAGGUGGAGACCCCCAUCGCACCGACCCUGCCAGAGGCCCAGGUCCCUCCACCCUCCCUGGGGGUGGUCAAGCAGGAGCCACAGGGAGAGGACCAGCAGAAAGCAACAGACAGAGGUGGAACCGAUGGAACGCUGAGACUCAUUGAAAUUGAUAUACCCUAAAUACAACUAUCCAAACUGACCGUAGAUGAAUGUCUGUGGUCAACUACAUUCUACACCAUCACAGCCUUAGAUCACUACACUACUGAUGCUGUGGAUCACCUGAACAUCAGAUGAGUCUGAGCUGAGCUGGUCCCACUUCUGAACAUUCUCAGCUCUGGAGCUGAAUAAAACUGUUCCAGUUUAACAGAAAGGCCAGUACUGUGACACCCGUUAAGGACAUUCUUUCAUACAUUGAAUAACAAACACCCAGUCGAUGUUGUUGUAUAAUGUUUAUUUGUUUUAUAUCCAGAUUCCUUUUCGUUGUUGUAUAUACAAUCAUGGAUUAAAGUACUUCAGUGAACUGGUU
This is a messenger RNA of Salvelinus fontinalis (brook trout), 1064 nucleotides long. RefSeq names its product lethal(3)malignant brain tumor-like protein 2. Lineage: Eukaryota; Metazoa; Chordata; Actinopteri; Salmoniformes; Salmonidae. The record is from RefSeq and is a predicted model, not a curated record. Gene Ontology annotation, biological process: regulation of DNA-templated transcription. Gene Ontology annotation, cellular component: nucleus. Bases 137 to 718 code for a protein of 193 amino acids. The transcript has 5 exons.